UGAAAAGUGUACAUUCACGAUCACACUAGCAGCGACGCACGUAAACUUCGUUUCUGCUCAUUCCAGGCGACCUAGAGAGCACUAGCGGGCACCAUGGCUUCCAGAGACACUUCCACACUGUGUCUAUUCGACGUAGACGGCACCCUGACGGCAGCUAGACAGAGAAUCACGGAUUCUAUGGAGGGUUUUCUGAUGCAGCUGAAGGAAAAGGUGGUGGUGGGUCUGGUGGGGGGAUCCGACUUCGUCAAAAUCGCAGAACAGAUGAAAGGAGAGGACGUUGUGAAAAAGUUUGACUACGUGUUUGCUGAGAAUGGGCUGGUGGCCUACAAAGACGGGAAACUUCUGGCAAAGAUGAACAUCCAGGAGCACAUGGGAGAAGAGAAGCUACAGACUUUUAUCAACUUCUGUCUGCAGUAUAUGUCCAAACUGACACUGCCAGUUAAGAGAGGGACGUUUAUUGAGUUCCGCAGUGGCCUCAUCAAUGUUUGUCCGGUCGGACGGAGCUGCUCACAAGAGGAGAGGAUACAGUUUAACCAGUAUGACCAGGAACACAAGAUCAGGGAGACGUUUGUAGCCGACCUGCGGAAACAGUUUCCUGAUGCAGGACUGGUCUUCUCCAUAGGUGGACAGAUCAGUAUCGAUGCCUUCCCAAAAGGCUGGGACAAAACCUACUGUCUGAACCAUGUGGAGAAGGAUGGGUUCAAAACCAUCCACUUCUUUGGGGACAAGACAAUGGCUGGUGGAAAUGACCACGAGAUUUUUGCUGACCCUCGGACGGUCGGCCACACGGUGACCAGUCCAGACGACACGCGGGCGCAGCUGGAGAAACUCUUCUUCAGUAACUAGAACUCCGGGACAGUCCUGGUCAACAAUCAACCACUGGUUCAAUUAUAAUUAUGGAAGAACAAGCACGUCAGCAGAACAUACUGCACUUUUAGGUGGAAUUUAUUAUCUUUAUUGCAUAACUCCAAAUGUACAUCAGCAGGGGGGGCACAAAUGCUUCCCCUGAAUUGGGUACAAUUUGUCACAUCAAAACACUCAUAAGAAACAAUACAUGAACAUCCAAAAAAGUAUAUACAAAGACACAUACAAAAUUAUUGAAAUAUACACAAUGUUGCCUCAGGUCAUGUUAUACAAGUUACAGUCAUUCAAGACCGGGAAGGUAUUGCUGCAGUGACUUACGCGAAAUCGUACUGUAUUGUGCUUAGCACGUUGGCAGAACAUCUCAUAUAAGGUCGUAUUCGUGUAUAUAAGGUUAACAUCCCGUCUAUAGUUUCCAAAUGUUGUGUUGAAACAGAUGUCAACUGCAACAGGCAAAUGCGAUGUUGACCAAACAUCCGACAAUAACGUGAAAAAUCAGGGUUUCAUGCAGGCACAGUACGUUCUGCUGACAUGCUUUAAUCAUUGGUCUCUCAACCAAAGAUACAAUAAUGGAUCAUUGUGGCUUUUAUGUGUAGCAGGUACAUGUAAAUGUGCUAAAAAGCAGGAAUCAAUGUUGUAAGCAUUCAACCAAUGCCUCAAUGUGCCAGGUUUAUACGGAUGAUAGUCUUAAUUCUUGGGUCUCAAAU
This is a messenger RNA of Branchiostoma belcheri (Belcher's lancelet), 1568 nucleotides long. RefSeq names its product phosphomannomutase 2-like. The record is from RefSeq and is a predicted model, not a curated record. Gene Ontology annotation, biological process: GDP-mannose biosynthetic process; mannose metabolic process; protein N-linked glycosylation. Gene Ontology annotation, cellular component: cytosol. The transcript has 8 exons. Gene Ontology annotation, molecular function: phosphomannomutase activity. NCBI's taxonomy places the organism in Eukaryota, Metazoa, Chordata, Leptocardii, Amphioxiformes, Branchiostomatidae. Bases 94 to 846 code for a protein of 250 amino acids.